GCUCCGUAUUACACAAGACGAACGACUUAAAAACGAAAGUAAAACAAAAUACAGUGCAUUGACGAAACAAGACCCGUUGUAUUCUACGCACUGUCCCACUUGAUAUUCUUCCUGUGCAGGACAAAGGAAAGGGUCAUCAUGGGUCUAUGGAAUUACAUUUGGAGUCUAUUUCAUUCAACUCCAGAAGAUCAAACUUUUGACAAACCAUGGAGGACAGUGAACUGGAGUGACAGAGAACCAAUGUUACAGAAACUGAGGGAGUUUCAGUCAAACCACGGUGUUGACCAUCUCAGGAUUUUGGUUGUUGGACCAGCAGGUGCUGGGAAGUCUGCCUUUAUCACUUCAGUUAAUACUGCCCUGCAAGGCCGCAAUACUUACCUCGCUCAUUCACUCACUGGAGGUUCGAGUGUCACCGGCAAGUACACCGUCUACAAGCUGAUCAAAGGCACAGAGGGAUCUUUCUUUCCUUUUGUGUUUGGAGACACGGUGGGUCUUGAAAAAGAUUCAUAUGAUGCACACACAAAGGACAUCAUCAACAUUCUGCAUGGUCAUGUGCCAGAGGGAUACACAUUUGAUCCUUUGAGUGAGCUGACUGCUGGAAGCAAUGACUUUAACAGAACCCCGAGCCUAAAUGACAAAGUCCACUGUCUGGUGUUUGUCCUACCAGCAGACACAAUCACCCAAAUACCUGACGAAAUCAAUAUUAAAAUGAAAGAAAUUCUGAAAAAAGCACGUGAAUUAGGGAUUUCUGUAGUUGUCAUCGUGUCCAAGGUGGAUGAGGCAAGUCCACUUGUAAAAGAGAACCUGGAAAUGAUCUACAGGAGCAAGAAAAUCAAAGAGUCGAUGAAGGAAUGCAACGUCAAUCUGGGUGUUCCACUGAACUACAUCUUCCCUGUAAAGAACUAUCACGAGGAAAUCAACAACAACGCUGAGAUUGAUAUUCUGAUUCUCAUGGCACUGACAAAUAUUGUGAAUUUUGCCAAUGACUUUGUGGAAGCUUCUGAAAAACCAUGGAGGCCAGUGAACUGGAGUGACAGAGAACCAAUGUUACAGACACUGAGGGAGUUUCAGUCAAACCAAAGUGUUGACCAUCUCAGGAUUUUGGUUGUUGGACCAGCAGGUGCUGGGAAGUCUGCCUUUAUCACCUCAGUUAAUACUGUCCUGCAAGGCCGCAAUACUUACCUCGCUCAUUCACUCACUGGAGGUUCGAGUGUCACCGGCAAGUACACCGUCUACAAACUGAACAAAGGCACAGAGGGAUCUUUCUUUCCUUUUGUGUUUGGAGACACGGUGGGUCUUGAAAAAGAUUCAUAUGAUGCACACACAAAGGACAUCAUCAACAUUCUGCAGGGACAUGUGCGAGAGGGAUACACAUUUGAUCCUUUGAGGGAGCUGACUGCUGAAAACAAUGACUUUAACAGAACCCCGAGUCUAAGUGACAAAGUCCACUGUCUGGUGUUUGUCCUACCAGCAAACACAAUCACCCAUAUACCUGACGAAAUCUAUAAUAAAAUGAAACAAGUUCUGAAAAAGGGACACGAAUUAGGGAUUCCUGUAGUUGUCAUAGUGUCCAAGGUGGAUGAGGGAUGUCCAAUUGUAAAAGAGAACCUGAAAAUGAUCUACAGGAGCAAGAAAAUCAAAGAGUCGAUGAAGGAAUGCAACGUCAAACUGGGUGUUCCACUGAACUACAUCUUCCCUGUAAAGAACUAUCACGAGGAAAUCAACAACAACGCUGAGAUUGAUAUUCUGAUUCUCAUGGCAGUGACAAAUAUUGUGAAUUUUGCCAAUGACUUUGUGGAAAGAAUACUGUAAAAAAAAAAAAAAAAAAAAAAAAAAAAAAAAAAAAUGGGAAAAUCUAUCUGAUUAUCUGUCUAUUUAAGAGGAUAACGGUUCAAAUGACAGCACAAGUAGUUUAAAGGUAUGUGCACUAGAGGUGUGUGACUGUUUAAAAAAAAAUCCCUAUUCCCACCUGCUUCCACAAUUAUUAUUUGUGUGGAAUAUUAAUAGAAUGAAUGAAAGCAAAUCGCUUGGUUACACUCUCAUAUUAAUGAGCUUGGCCUUCUUUUGUCCUACAAGCAAAAAAAAAAAAAAGCAACAACAACAAAAAUCAUUAUUUUACUCCUGACGCACACUUCUAAUGUACAAACAAGAUCAUUAUGGUCAAUCACACGAAAGUUCCUCUCUUUUUUCUGCUCUGCUUUAUUAUGCCGUAUAACAGCGUUUAGGUGGGUGGUGGAAAUGCUAAAUAAACAUAAAUGUAGAAGUCGUGAGAAAGUAAUCUGCAUGUUAAUUAAUAAUCACCACAUUAAUCAACUACAUUUAAUCCAAUUACAAUUAAUCUUUUAAUCAAUAGUGCAUGAAGAUGAUUUAUGUUAGAAAUCCAAGCUUGAUAUCUGCUAAAACUGAUAUAUUUGCCAAGGCUAACUCUGUUUCCAAAAGAUGACUGAGUCCAGGAGCUGUUUAGCGUACAUUUUAAACAAAUACAAAACUCCAUAGUCCAUAUGUGACUCCUCAGAAGAAAUCAGAUAGUAGCUAGGAACACAUAUAUGGUAGGGUAGGAUUGCAAUGAUCCAUAGGUGACAGCAUAUAUAAGAAGAGCAAGUUUGGCACACAGAACUCACUCACUCUCUCUCUCUCUCUCUCUCUCUCUCUCUCUCUCAUAUGGAUGAAAGAAGAAGCUGUUGUUGAGAGUCUGUUGACUGACAGACUUAUUAUUCCUGAAUUCAAAUGCUGAAAAAACUGCUUUUGCUGAAAGAACUUUAAGAAUAAAUCUGUAAAUGCCA
Messenger RNA from Ictalurus punctatus (channel catfish), 2783 nucleotides. RefSeq lists its product as uncharacterized. The record is from RefSeq and is a predicted model, not a curated record. The transcript has 14 exons. The coding region runs from base 139 to 1812 and encodes 557 amino acids. NCBI's taxonomy places the organism in Eukaryota, Metazoa, Chordata, Actinopteri, Siluriformes, Ictaluridae.